CUGAGUAUCUGCAGGGUGGGGCUGGAUCUGAGGACUAUUUUGAAGUAAAACUCACUCUAGACCUACGUGUCGGACUGUAAAAACACAAACAAACAAUGGACAGGAAACUGAAUCUGGACCGAGCUGAGACGUUCUCCUUCGUCAACCCCUGGAUCAGAUACUUUCUCUUCUUUUUUAGCUUCUUGUUUUGGGUAUUCUCCUUAUUGAUUGUUGCAAUUGGGGUGUAUGCUAAAGUCCAGAAAGCUACAGACACAGUGCGGGACACGUUCCUGAUCGACCCAGCUGUCGUCCUAAUUGUGGUGGGGGUGGUCAUGUUCUUCAUUACUUUCUGUGGUUGCAUCGGAGCCCUCCGAGAGAACAUUCGCCUCCUCAAGACAUUCUCCUUCAGCUUGACGCUGGUCUUCCUCACCCAGCUAGCCAUAGCAAUUCUGGGCUUCUUCUACUCUGAUCAGACUCGCGAUGCUUUGGGAAAGUUUGUGAAGAAAGCCAUCGUGCAUUACAGGGAUGACCUGGAUCUGCAGAACCUGAUGGAUUACAUCCAGAAAGAGUUCAAGUGUUGUGGGUGGAACAACUACACAGACUGGUCUUGGAACCUGUACUUUAAUUGUACACAUACGAACCCCAGCUCCGAGCGCUGUUCUGUACCUUAUUCCUGCUGUACUCCUGUUCCUGGAGAGGUCGUGAUUAACACUAUGUGUGGUUUUGGGGUUCAAACCCAGAACUACUUGGAGGCAAACAAGUCAAUCUACCCAGUAGGCUGUGCAGACAGGGCGGUGAUGUGGAUCGAGUCUCAUCUGUUGCUGGUGGGGGCUCUCGCCCUGGGACUGGCCUUGCCUCAGAUUGCAGGGAUCGUGUUGUCCCAGAUCCUGAUCUCUCAGAUCCAAGAUGAGAUUACCUCAGUGUUGUGAGAGCGGGCCGACGCAGGGGAAGACUUGGGAAGAGAACUUACAGUACUCUGCUCAGCUCCUCCUG
Molecule: messenger RNA, 972 nt
Organism: Toxotes jaculatrix (banded archerfish)
Lineage: Eukaryota; Metazoa; Chordata; Actinopteri; Toxotidae
Gene: tspan33b
Product: tetraspanin 33b
Exons: 8
Coding region: 96-908 (270 amino acids)
Cellular component (GO): membrane
Source: RefSeq, a predicted model, not a curated record